AUGACAAUAACCCCGGGGGCAGAGGAGCUUCCUUCUGCUUGUGACCCUGCGUACUGUAGGUGCUCAGGCAGAGCCAGUUGUCCCCUCGUUUUACGUUGGCUAAUUUACCAGAUGGAGGUCAUUUCUGUUAUUAAAAAGGCCAUUCAGAAGGGCAACAUGGAAGUGGCGCGGAUACACGCCGAAAAUGCCAUCCGCCAGAAGAACCAGGGGGUGAAUUUCCUGAGGAUGAGUGCGCGCGUGGAUGCAGUGGCUGCCAGAGGCCAGACGGCCGUGACGAUGAGGAAGGUGACCAAGUCGAUGGCCGGCAUGGUAAAGUCCAUGGACGCGACGUUGAAAACAAUGAAUCUGGAGAAGAUUUCUGCCCUGAUGGACAAAUUCGAGCACCAGUUUGAGACGCUGGACGUGCAGACGCAGCAGAUGGAAGACACGAUGAGCAGCACGACGACGCUGACCACUCCCCAGAACCAAGUGGAUUUGCUGCUCCAGGAGAUGGCCGAUGAGGCCGGCCUCGACCUCAACAUGGAGCUGCCCCAGGGCCAGGUGGGCUCGGUGGGUACGAGCGUGGCCUCCGCCGAGCAGGACGAGCUGUCCCAGAGACUGGCCCGCCUGCGGGACCAGGUGUGA
Molecule: messenger RNA, 624 nt
Organism: Elephantulus edwardii (Cape elephant shrew)
Lineage: Eukaryota; Metazoa; Chordata; Mammalia; Macroscelidea; Macroscelididae
Product: charged multivesicular body protein 1b-1-like
Exons: 2
Coding region: 1-624 (207 amino acids)
Biological process (GO): late endosome to vacuole transport; endosome transport via multivesicular body sorting pathway; protein transport
Cellular component (GO): ESCRT III complex; multivesicular body
Source: RefSeq, a predicted model, not a curated record